GUACAGCUGUGCUUUCCCCUCAGGUAUGUCCUCCGUGAAGAUCGAGUGCAUCGGGAGUGACCGCUACAGGCUCGGGGAGUCUCCGGUGUGGGACGAGAAGGAGAACUCGCUGCUGUACGUGGACAUCACGGGCAGGAAGGUGUGCCGCUGGGAUGCGGCCAGCGGGCAGGUGCAGGCUGUGUCCGUGGAUGCUCCUGUGAGCUCUGUGGCUCUUCGGAAGUCGGGGGAUUAUGUCAUCACGCUGGGAACCAGGUUUGCUGCUUUGAAAUGGAAGGAGCAAUUGGUAACCACCAUUGCUCAGGUGGACAGAGAUAAAGCAAAGAACCGAUUCAACGAUGGGAAAGUAGAUCCUGCAGGGAGGUAUUUUGCAGGUACGAUGGCUGAAGAGAUUCGACCCGCAGUGCUGGAGCCUCGCCAGGGCUCCCUGUACACUCUUUGCCCUGACCACUCUGUGGUGAAGCACUUUGAUCAGGUGGACAUUUCCAAUGGGCUGGACUGGUCGCUGGAUCACAAAACCUUCUUUUACAUUGACAGCUUGUCCUACUCAGUGGAUGCCUUUGAUUAUGACCUCCAAACUGGAAAAAUUGGCAACCGUAGGAGUAUAUACAAACUGGAAAAAGAGGAGAACAUUCCUGAUGGGAUGUGCAUUGAUACAGAAGGCAAACUCUGGGUUGCAUGCUACAAUGGUGGGAGAGUGAUUCGCCUCGAUCCUGAGACAGGAAAAAGAAUCCAGACGGUGAAGCUUCCUGUUGACAAGACGACUUCCUGCUGCUUUGGAGGAAAGGAUUAUUCAGAGAUGUAUGUGACUUCUGCCAGCGAUGGGAUGGAUAGAGAGUGGCUCUCAAAGCAGCCGCAGGCUGGUGGGGUUUUCAAGAUCACUGGGCUUGGCGUGAAAGGAAUCCCACCAUAUCCAUUUGCGGGUUAGAUGUGCGCUCUUCGGAAUGGAUUCAAGAAAACUGACUUAAGUAAGACAAGUCAGAAGGUCUUAUCUGGGUGUUCAGCAUCUUUUGCCUUGAAACCAUAAUUACGCUAUCUCAUCAAGAAAGGAUGAAAAACUAAUGAAAUAUGUGGAAUAUUUUUAGACUGAGGUAUCUGACGGUAUAUUUUGUUGUAGUAAAAGAUUCUCACGCUAAUAAAGUAUUGGAUAUUGUAACUUUC
This is a messenger RNA of Meleagris gallopavo (turkey), 1158 nucleotides long. The record is from RefSeq and is a predicted model, not a curated record. Lineage: Eukaryota; Metazoa; Chordata; Aves; Galliformes; Phasianidae.